This is a messenger RNA of Paramuricea clavata, 13928 nucleotides long. The record is from the annotation of a GenBank genome assembly. Lineage: Eukaryota; Metazoa; Cnidaria; Anthozoa; Malacalcyonacea; Plexauridae.
AUGGAAGAAGAAAACUACGCUCGAGAGGAACAACUUAAAUUCGAAGUGAAAUUGGGAGAAACAAAGCUUCAAAUGCAAGCUAAAAUUCAGGAUGCAAACCCGGGGGGGCAUAACACCUCGAAAACUGAGACGGGGGAAGGCAUGAAAGGUAUGUCAGUGAGAUUACCUAAAAUUAAUAUUGUGCAAUUUGAUGGGUCAUACAUGGAUUGGCCAAGAUUUUGGGGCCAAUUCACAGAGACGGUGGAUAAGUCAAAUAUAGCUGCUAUCAACAAAUUUACAUAUCUGUGUGGGUUUCUGGGACCAAAAGUUAAACGCCGGGUAGAGUCAUUGCCAUUUACUGCGGAGGGAUACAACCGGGCAAAGUCAAUUUUGCAAGAUCAAUAUGGCAAAACUCCGGAGAUUGUCAAAGCCUAUAUUAAAGAGAUCAUGGAUUUGCCACACAUUUCUGGAGCCAACCCAAAGAAAAUAGCAGAAUUCAGUGAGAAAUUGAAUUAUGGUGUUCAAGCCCUUGAGACACUAAAUAAACUGAAGGAUGUUCAAGGAAACGUUUCCAUGACAUUGGAUAAGCUUCCAGCUAUACGGGGUGACUUGGUAAGGGAUGACCCAGACUGGGAAAGCUGGGAUUUUGCAAAACUUGCUGAAGCGAUCAGACAGUGGACCAAGCGAAAUCCUGUUUAUGAAAAGGAGUCGGAUGCAUCAGGGAAAUUUGGGAAGCCUGGUAAAGUCUAUCAAACAAAAGCCACAAGGGUAUGUGUCUACUGCGAAGGCGUAUAUGUGAUGCCAAAGAUCGAGAUGACAAAGCCACUGCUGAACGAAAAGUGUUAACUGCAAGUGGAAGCACAGCUGAAGGAAUUUUCCCUGUUGUGGUAGUCAAGGUGAAUGGAAUAACAUGUCGAGCACUGAUAGACUCUGGCGCUGGUAGCUCAUACAUAUCUGGCAAACUUGCUUCCAUGCUUAAUGUGAAACCGAUCGAGUCAAGAACUUCAAAAAUUGACAUGCUUUUGAUAUCUAGAACCACCAGGCUGGAUAUAUAUGAAGCGAAAGUCGAGUCAGUGGACGGUGAUUAUGCAAUGGAUGUAAAUUUGAUCAAAGUCGAGAAGGGGGAACUACUCACUAUUGACAAUCCUCAUUACGAUAAGUUACAAAGUGAAUUUGAUCACCUUAAACAAGCAAAGUUCAUUGAUGUCGACCAGAAAUCUCAAUUACCUGUUCAUGUUGUGGUGGGAAGUGGUGAGUACGCGCGGAUAAAAACUCGAACAAAUCCUCUAGUGGGAACCGAAGGUCAACCAAUUGCUGAGAAGACAAAACUUGGGUGGUUCGCCAUGAGCCCUGGUGUAGAGCUGAACCACAACACGAUGCUUCUUACUCAAACAUCCCAGAAAGAUUAUGAAGACCUGUGCCGCCUUGAUGUGUUGGGACUUGCAGAUACAGCUGAGCAUGAUCAAUCUAUGGUCUACAGUGAGUUCAAAGAACAAUUGACUAGAUCUCCAUCGGGCUGGUAUGAGACGGGCCUUCCUUGGCGUGGAAACCACCCACCACUACCGUCAAAUGAAAUGGGAAGCAUCCGCCGAUUGCAAUCUUUGGAACGUCGCCUGCAACGAAAGGACUUAAUCGAAGACUACAACACAGUGAUCGAGCAGCAGAAACAACAAGGAAUUGUGGAACCAGCCAAUAACGAAGCGAAGGGAAAAGUAUUCUACCUACCCCAUAAGGAAGUUGUACGAGAGUCGGCACAGUCAACAAAGCUGCGAGUUGUAUAUGAUGCUUCUGCGAAAGCCUCUCCUGUAAGCCCAUCCUUAAACGAAUGUCUUUACGCGGGUCCCCCUCUUCAGAACAAACUUUGGGAGAUACUAGUUAGAGCCCGAAGUUUCCCAGUAGCAAUCACAGGUGACAUGGAGAAAGCAUUUCUCCAGAUCCGUGUAAAAGAGAGUGAAAGAGAUGCGCUGAGAUUUCAUUGGCGAGAAAACCUACUAGCUGAUGUGGAGGUAUUGCGGUUCACCAGAGUAUUGUUUGGUUUGGUAUCAUCGCCAUUCCUGCUUGGCGGAGUUUUGGAAGCGCACUUAAGUUACUGGAAGAGCAAAGCUCCAGAAGCAGUCGACACGCUGAAGAAGAGUCUGUAUGUCGAUGACAUUAUUUCGGGGGGUAACACUGUUGGUGAAGCAAAACAGCGCAAGUCUGAAGCUACUGAUAUAUUGGGUGAUGCAACCUUUUCACUUCAUAAAUGGGCAUCCAAUGCGAACGAACUGGACGGAGAAAGUGACAGCAACGAAGAUCGCGAGGAACAAACAGCGGCAAAACAACAGCUCGGUGUGAAGCCAACAGAAACAAAGAUCCUGGGCGUAAAAUGGGAAAAGGAGAACGAUACACUAAGUGUGCAACUGGGAUCGAACAGCGAGAAUCCUACGAAGCGAAGCAUCCUUAGUCGGUUAGCUAAGAUUUACGACCCAAUAGGAAUUGCCUCACCUCUGUUGUUGCAAGGAAAACAAGUCUACCGAGAAGUAUGUGACCACAAGCUACCAUGGGAUGUAGAAUUGAAAGGAGCGAUUAAAAAGCGGUGGGAGAAAUGGGAAGACAACCUGCCGAGCGAAGUGACUGUGCCAAGACCAAUUGCACCUUUCCAAGAGCCGGUGGAGAAAUUGGAGAUUCAUGGGUUCGGAGAUGCCAGUGGUGAGGGGCUGUGUGCAGCGGUGUACACAGUUGCAAGACAACCAUCUGGUGUUACUAAAGAGUUACUAGCUGCGAAAGCAAGACUUGCGAAGAAAGGACUGACCAUACCAAGGUUAGAACUUGUUGCAUGCCACAUGGUAACCAAUUUGGUCAACAAUACAAGCAGAGCUCUUUGUCAUAUUCCACACGAGAAACACUGCUGGUCAGAUAGCACAGUAGCUUUGUGGUGGAUCACAGGAGAAGGCCAGUAUAAGCAGUUCGUGGAAAACCGAGUAGCAAAGAUUCGAGAUGCUGAAGGAAUCGAGUGGCAUCAUGUACCGACAACAGAGAACCCGGCUGACCUCGGAAGCAGAGGUGGUCAACUCACAAAGCUCUGGUUAAAGGGUCCUACUUGGCUGCCAGAUCGUAGUCAUUGGCCACCGAACCUCGUUGUCAAACCAUCUGCCGAUUCUCAGAGUGAAUCCAAAGCAACGAGAGCGAUUCUCAAUGUAGGUGUGGAACGAGUGGAGUCAGCGAUCCUGGGAGAUAUUCUGAGGAAACACUCAUUGACAAAAACCCUACGAAUUGGUGCAUGGAUAAAGAGAUUCAUCGACAACAGUCGCGUGAACGUAGACAGCAGGCAACGUGGUCCAUUAACAACCGAUGAGAUUGACCAACAACGUCUAUGGUGGAUGAAACAAGUACAAGCAGAGGCGAAAGAAGAUUCAAAAUGUCAAAAUGAUUCUGUUCAGUUAAACCUACAAGCCGAUGCGAACGAGAUUCUGAAGUGCAAAGGACGAGUACAAGGACAACUUCCUAUUUACCUGCCCGGCAAUUCGUUGUUUGCCGUGAAACUUGUGGAAGAAGCUCAUAUAAAGACGCUCCAUGGGGGAGUUAUUUUGACGAUGGCGAAGAUUCGUGAGAACUACUGGAUACCUCGCCUCCGUCGCCUAGUAAAAAAGUCGCGAAAGGGAUGCGCACGAUGCAAGAAGUUUAUGACCAAACCUUAUCAAGCUCCAACACCUGCACCAUUACCAACAACGCGAACGGAAGGGACUACUCCUUAUAAAGUUAUCGGAGUCGAUUUCGCCGGCCCAAUCACAUAUAGAGUUAAGAAAACCCAAGAAGGGAAAGCAUACUUAGUCCUAUUUACAUGUAGUUUGACUCGGGGAGUUUACCUAGAAGUUCUGAAGAGUCUUGAAACAACCCCUUUCCUUCGAAGUCUCAAAAGACUAAUCGCCAGACGAGGUCGACCUUCUCUUAUCUACUCGGACAACGCGAAGACGUUCCAAGCGGCUGCCUCAUGGUUAAACAAGGUGAUGAAAGAUGAGAAAUUCCACAGUGAACUGAGCAAGUAUGAGAUCAAGUGGAGAUUCAAUUUGUCACGUGCGCCCUGGUGGGGCGGACAAUUUGAACGAUUAAUCGGAAUUUUCAAAUGUGCUUUUUACAAGGUUAUCGGCAAAGGACUUUUGACAUUUGAAGAGCUGUCGGAAGUUGUUCUAGAUGUAGAAAUCUGUAUGAAUAACCGGCCACUAAGCUACUUAGAGGAUGAUAUUGAAUUUCCUAUUCUUACACCAAAUUCCUUUGUGCUACAACAGUCGAAUGUUGUGCCAGAGCUAGAAUGUUAUCAUAUUGAGGACGGUGAUCUACGAAAGAGGGCAAGGUACUUGCAAAGCGUAAAGAACCAUUUAUGGAGACGAUGGCAAAGAGAGUACCUGACGAGUUUACGGCAGCGUCAUCAGACCAUCAUCAAGUCAACUGUAGUUGGUCCCAAGGAAGGAGAUAUUGUGUUGGUUAAAGGCGACGAGAAGAACAGAAACAAGUGGAAAAUGGGAAAAGUUACGAAGUUAAUUCGUGGGAAAGAUAACGUUGUCAGAGGAGUUAAGCUUCAAUGCGCUAAAUCGACUAUAGAAAGACCGAUUCAACUGAUAUAUCCUUUGGAACUGGAAUGCGACGUGGGGAAAUGCGAGACGAAAUUGAAUACCAAUGCGAAAAAAUUCAAACCAAAGCGGCGAGCAGCAGUCGUAGCAGAAGCAAAGAAUAAGGAACUGUUUGAACUGGAUGACGAGGACGAAUGACAAUUAACAUUGAGACAUUGGGAUUUUCUAGUAUAACAUGUGACUCCUUGUGAGUCGCAUGGGGGGAGGGUGUUGGAAAUUGACAUUUAUAUAUAAAAAAGUGGAAACACCGUUGUCAUAGGAACUGUGAGACAUGCUCAGGACAUGCUGGGGAGGGGAUUUUUUACAAACAUGGGAAUUUUUGUGAUGUGAGAAAACUGUGAGAUUUUAUAAAUUCAUGUAAUAAAUAUACGUCGAUACAUUUAUUUUGAUAAUAUUCCGUAAUUCCGUUACUAAGAUUCGGAGGCAAAGUUUCGGAAUAAUUCCUUAGAUGUGCGCCCCUGCUCUGAGUAACAUCACAAGCAUCAUAUUCACCUGAGUACAUUACACCAACACAGAAAAAAAUCAUGUUCCUCUAUAUAUGUAGAUGGACAAUAACUUGUGGGAAAUGAGGCAAUUGUUGUAUUGUGGCAAUCACUAAUUUGGGGGUUACUGUACUGUACAUGCAAGAACAUUAGACUGUCAAUAUUUACACUUCUGUACUGAUUCAAUACUGAAUCACUCGAUGAAACUGUUAUUAUUGAUAAACUGUGUAGUUUGCAAAUACCGUGGCGACUAUCUUGAAAUCUCACCAACUUUGUCAUGUUCUGUAUGUUCAUUAUUUAAUAUUGGCUACUUAGGACAACAACAUUGUUCGCGUAAAUAUUCCAAAAAUGUUUUCUACAAUAACAAAAUUAUGUUUUCAACAUUUAGAAACGACAUCUCUUAGAGAGCAGUAACCAGCUGGAACCGAGAGUAAGUAUGAAAGCUAGAAUUAAGUUGAGUAAAUUUGAUAUCUUUUUUUAAAGUAAAAUUUUUAGGGAAUACUGUAAAAAAUUAGUGUUACUAUAAAACACACAAAGGCUUGUCAAGUUCCUGUCCUAAAUAUCAAUCAACAAUUCCUGUAAUGUAACAUAAUAGGUGAUACAAUCUCAUAUUUUAAGCGAAGUACUUCCCGAAUGUUAUGGUUCACAUCUUCCCGAAUGUUAUGGUUCACACUAAGAACUGUCUCUGAUAAAAUUCUUCUCAUGUUUUAAACGAAAUACUUCAUGAAUGUGGCUCACACCCUGCAAUACUCUGUAUAUGAUUUAAGAACAGUCUCUGAUAAAAUUCUUCUCAUGUUUUAAGCGAAGUACUUCAUGAAUGUGGCUCACAUCUUGCAAUACUCUGUAUAUGAAUUAAGAACUGUCUCUGAUAAAAUUCUUCUCAUGUUUUAAGCGAAAUACUUCAUGAAUGUGGCUCACAUCUUGCAAUACUCUGUAUAUGAAUUAAGAACUGUCUCUGAUAAAAUUCUUCUCAUGUUUUAAACGAAAUACUUCAUGAAUGUGGCUCACACCCUGCAAUACUCUGUAUAUGAUUUAAGAACUGUCUCUGAUAAAAUUCUUCUCAUGUUUUAAGCGAAGUACUUCAUGAAUGUGGCUCAUACCCUGCAAUACUCUGUAUAUGAUUUAAGAACUGUCUCUGAUAAAAAAUUUUCUGAUAAAAUUCUUCUCAUGUUUUAAGCGAAAUACUUCGUGAAUGUGGUUCACACCCUGCAAUACUCUGUAUAUGAUUUAAGAACUGUCUCUGAUAAAAUUCUUCUCAUGUUUUAAGCGAAAUACUUCAUGAAUGUGGCUCACACCCUGCAAUACUCUGUAUAUGAUUUAAGAACUGUCUCUGAUAAAAUUCUUCUCAUAUUUUAAACGAAAUACUUCAUGAAUGUGGCUCACACCCUGCAAUACUCUGUAUAUGAUUUAAGAACUGUUUCUGAUAAAAUUCUUCUCAUGUUUUAAACGAAAUACUUCAUGAAUGUGGCUCACACCCUGCAAUACUCUGUAUAUGAUUUAAGAACAGUCUCUGAUAAAAUUCUUCGCAUGUUUUAAGCGAAAUACUUCAUGAAUGUGAUUUACACCCUGCAAUACUCUGUAUAUGAUUUAAGAACUGUCUCUGAUAAAAUUCUUUCUGAUAAAAUUCUUCUCAUGUUUUAAGCGAAGUACUUUAUGAAUGUGGUUCACACCCUGCAAUACUCUGUAUAUGAUUUAAGAACAGUCUCUGAUAAAGUUCUUCGCAUGUUUUAAGCGAAAUACUUUAUGAAUGUGGUUCACACCCUGUAAUACUCUGUAUAUGAUUUAAGAACUGUCUCUGAUAAAAUUCUUCUCAUGUUUAAGCGAAAUACUUCAUGAAUGUGGCUCACACCCUGCAAUACUCUGUAUACGAUUUAAGAACUGUCUCUGAUAAAAUUCUUUUCAUGUUUUAAACGAAAUACUUCAUGAAUGUGGCUCACACCCUGCAAUACUCUGUAUAUGAUUUAAGAACAGUCUCUGAUAAAAUUCUUCUCAUGUUUUAAACGAAAUACUUCAUGAAUGUGGCUCACACCCUGCAAUACUCUGUAUAUGAUUUAAGAACUGUCUCUGAUAAAAUUCUUCUCAUGUUUUAAGCGAAGUACUUCAUGAAUGUGGCUCACACCCUGCAAUACUCUGUAUAUGAUUUAAGAACAGUCUCUGAUAAAGUUCUUCGCAUGUUUUAAGCGAAAUACUUCAUGAAUGUGGUUCACACCCUGGAAUACUCUGUAUAUGAUUUAAGAACAGUCUCUGAUAAAAUUCUUCUCAUGUUUUAAACGAAAUACUUCAUGAAUGUGGCUCACACCCUGCAAUACUCUGUAUAUGAUUUAAGAACUGUCUCUGAUAAAAUUCUUCUCAUGUUUUAAGCGAAAUACUUCAUGAAUGUGGCUCACACCCUGCAAUACUAUGUAUAUGAUUUAAGAACAGUCUCUGAUAAAAUUCUUCUCAUGUUUUAAGCGAAAUACUUCAUGAAUGUGACUCACACCCUGCAAUACUAUGUAUAUGAUUUAAGAACAGUCUCUGAUAAAAUUCUUCGCAUGUUUUAAGCGAAAUACUUCGUGAAUGUGGUUCACACCCUGCAAUACUCUGUAUAUGAUUUAAGAACUGUCUCUGAUAAAAUUCUUCUCAUGUUUUAAACGAAAUACUUCAUGAAUGUGGCUCACACCCUGCAAUACUCUGUAUAUGAUUUAAGAACUGUCUCUGAUAAAAUUCUUUCUGAUAAAAUUCUUCUCAUGUUUUAAGCGAAAUACUUCAUGAAUGUGGUUCACACCCUGCAAUACUCUGUAUAUGAUUUAAGAACUGUCUCUAAUAAAAUUCUUCUCAUGUUUUAAGCGAAGUACUUCAUGAAUGUGGCUCACACCCUGCAAUACUCUGUAUAUGAUUUAAGAACUGUCUCUGAUAAAAUUCUUCUCAUGUUUUAAGCGAAAUACUUCAUGAAUGUGGCUCACACCCUGCAAUACUCUGUAUAUGAUUUAAGAACUGUCUCUGAUAAAAUUCUUCUCAUUUUUUAAACGAAAUACUUCAUGAAUGUGGUUCACACCCUGCAAUACUCUGUAUAUGAAUUAAGAACUGUCUCUGAUAAAAUUCUUUUCAUGUUUUAAACGAAAUACUUCAUGAAUGUGGCUCACACGCCAUCAAAUAACGAUUUCGAUGGCGGUUAGUACUAUUUCCACGUGCUCCUCAUCUUGUGAAAAUUCUACACUUAAAGACGGCGAUAAUGAUCCAAAAAUCUUAAAAUGUUCUUUGUUAUCAUUAGCUGGAAGCGAUUUGGAAGGCGACUUAGAAUCAUUAAAAAGGUUUGUUGAAACCGAAUUACAGAAGAUGGUCAACACCGCGAGGCGAAAAUUUUAAAUUCAGUAAUCCUGAAUUUUCGUUGAAAUGGGAUGGAACAACCGACAAAAAGAUUACUGUUAUGCAAGAUAACGACGAAAAUCAAUUGUAUACCACUUUGAGAAGCUAUGCCACUCUUACGAAGUCCACAGUUGACGAAAAUCGACAAGAAGAAACCGAGCAUAUGGCCACGGCGAGUUACGAAUACGAUACAAAGGCUGACAAAACAACAACAACCGAAUCGGACGAGAAAAAAAACACGCUUCAUAUGUCUUCCUUGUAUAUGUUGCAUUGUUCACAAGGCUUGUGAACAAUGCAACAUAUACAAGGAAGACAUAACUAAACUCUUAGCUGUGGUAACUGAGAUCCAAAACAAACAAGACGUGGAAUGCCAAAUUACAGCUGAAACCGAUGCGAAGAUAAAAGUCCUUCUCGAUCAAAAUAACAAGAUGGCGGCGGAAUUAGCAUCGCUUAAGACCACCGUUGAAGAAAUUACAGAUGAAAACAAAGUGAUAAGAUGUGUUCUUGACUUAAAACAACACGAAUGGACAAAAGUUGAGACAACCACGGGAAAGAGUAAAGGCCAUGUUACACUGUGCAAUUUUUCUUGCAACUUGCCAUGCAAUUCUACUCUUGAGAGAUGUAAAAUUGCCAAAUACGAGUCUUCAUUACACUCCGCUGAUGUUUUCUCAACAUAUCGAAAAUUCUUCACUGAUUUCACUAAUUAACAUCUCUCAAGAGUAGAAUUGCAUUGCAAGUUGCAAGAAAAAUUGCACCGUGUAACAUGGCCUUAAAGAAACCGAACAGUCCGAAGCCGACAAAAUUUCAGUCGAAAGUCCAAACCGCUAUCAAGCCCUUCAUGUAGAAGAUCUUGCCCAUGAUGACACCUCGAACGCCGACAAUCAAAUCUCCGAUUACCGAAAGAAACAAAGUUCUAAAUUUCAAAACUUGAAAAAAAAACAAGCAUCAAAAUUCUGAUUAAGCCAAAAAGAAAACAGCUCAGAAUACGAUUGAAGAAAGAAAUGUUCUUCUGAUAGGUGACUCAAUGGUCAAAAAUAUUGACUACAAGAAGCUAGAAAGAGCUGCCAGAAAGAAGACAGUUUGCCACUCGUACAGCGGAGCAAAAGUGGGGGCAAAUUAAAGAGAAGAUUGAGGAAUAUUGGAGCGAAAAUCACCAGUAUGAGCAAAUAAUCCUACAUGUUGGUACCAAUGACCUGGUACACAAGCAACCAGAGAAAGUCGCUGAAGAGAUGGAGACCCUAAUUGACAGAGUCAAAGCCCAUACGAAGAAAGUUGCCGUCUCCAGUGUUGUAAAGAGGUAUGAUAACAAAGUUUAAUGCCAGCAACAUUUCUCGUUACAACAACCUACUACAUGAUUUAUGCAUUAAGCAUAAGAUUGCAUUAAUUAAUAAUGAUUGUAUUGAGCAACCGCUGUUAAAUCGAUCAAAUCUCCACUUAAAUAAAAGUGGAGAUAGAGCAUUAGGAAGUGCAUUCUGCACCUACCUGAAGCAGAGCAGAACAAUUAGUAACACUUCAAAUAAUGACAAUGAGCAGUUUUUUCAGUUAACUCAUGCCUCUCGGAGAACAGAUUGGACAAUGUAUCUGAGAUAUGUAUACCAACAGUUACACCAGUAAUUUGUAGUAAUGCGGAACGAAAAAAUGUGAGUAGCAAUUUUUCAACAACCCUUAACUCAAUUCCCAAUGAAAGAGGUUUUAAAAUGGCCUUUUUAAAUAUUGUUAGUCUGCCUAAAAAAAUAGAUGAAAUUCGGCACUCAAUGUCUAACAAAAAUAUCGAUCUCAUUGCAUUUAAUGAGACACGGCUUGAUUCGAGUUUUACUGAUGACUUUAUUAAUUUAGAUAACUAUGACAUAAUUAGAAAAGACAGAUCGCGAAACGGAGGUGGUGUCUGCAUAUAUUUACGUAGCUCUAUCAAUUACAAAAUUCGAUCUGACCUUAUUUCAUCUGAUUUAGAGGCUGUUUGUGUAGAAAUUACUAAACCACACAGUCGUCCAUUUAUUGUUACAACUGUUUACAGACCUCCCAAUGCAUCAUCAGAUUUCUUUGACCAUUUUGAAAAGCUGAUCAAACAAAUCGAUGAUGAGGAUAAAGAAAUGUAUUUGAUGGGUGAUCUAAAUUGUGACAUGUUAAAAAAGGAAAAGCUUUCUAAUAACAUGCCAACAAAAAAACUAAACUCAAUAUAUGAGUUAUACCAAUUAUAAUUAAUUGAUGAAGCUACCCGAAUUACUAUGACAACAUCUAGCCUUAUUGACCAUAUUACUACCAAUACCACUGAAAAAAUUUCCCAUUGUGGUGUUAUUCACACCGGAAUCAGCGAUCACAGUUUAGUAUUUGCAAUCAGAAAAAUCCGAGUUAUGCAAAGAAAUGAAAAAAACUGUGUUGAAAUAAGAAAUAUGAAAAAUUUUGAUGAAAAAAAGUUCAUAGAUGAACUUUUAGAUCAGCAUUGGGAUUAUGUCUAUUUUUUUGGCGAUGAUCCGAAUGCUAUGUGGGAAAUUUGGAAGGAACUUUUUCUUGAAGUAUUAGAUAAGCAUGCACCACUCCAACAAAAAAAGGUUAGAUCUAACAAGGUUCCUUGGAUCACAAGUGAAAUUAAAAACCUUAUUAAUAAAAGAGACAAAUUAAAAAGAAAAGCAAUUAUAAGUAAAUCAGAAAUAGAUUGGAUAAAUUACAAAACAUCUAGAAAUCAGGUUAAUAUUGAAUUAAGAAAUGCCAAACAAACCUAUUAUUCCAUGAAAAUUGCAGGUCAAAAAUGUAAUCCAAAAAAGCCUGGAAAUCAAUAAACAACCUACUAGGCAAACAAACCAAACAGACAGUUGUGAACGAAUUAAAUAUGGGUGAAAGUACUUUAAACAAUCCGCAGGAUAUUGCGGAAGGCUUCAAUGAAUAUUUUUCAAAUAUUGGGCCUGAUUUAGCAAGUAAAAUUGAUACGUCCAGUUGCAAUUUUAAGGCAUAUGUCAAAAAAGCUACAUCAGAAUUUGCUGCAUUCCAACCUACAACUGUAAAUGACAUCGUUCAUUUAUUAUGUGGAUUAUCAACCAAUAAAGCGACCGGCAUUGAUAAGAUUUCGUGUAAAAUUAUUAAAAUAGCUGCACCUGCCAUUUCAGAUUCACUGACAUUUAUUUUUAAUCAGGCUAUUACUUUAUCUUCUUUUCCUGAUGAAUGGAAAAUGGCUAGAGUAACACCUCUUUAUAAAAAUGGCCAACGAAAUAUUCCAGGAAACUACAGGCCAAUUUCAGUUUUACCAGCAAUAAGCAAAAUCAUGGAAAGAAUUCUGUAUAACCAACUAUACAAUUAUUUAACCAAAUUUGGAUUAUUAAGUAAUUCACAAUUUGGUUUCCGGAAAUCUCACUCAACAGCCACAGCAUUACUAGACUGCACAAACGAGUGGUAUGUAAAUUUAGAUAGAAAACUAUUUAACUUAAUAGUUUUUAUUGAUUUAAAAAAAGCAUUUGACACUGUUGAUCACAAUAUUCUACUAGAAAAGUUGGAGUUUUAUGGAAUAAAAGGACAAGUUCUUUCUUCCCUAAAAUCCUAUCUCACAAAUCGUAGCCAGAAGUGCAAAAUAAAUGGAUUUGUUUCAUCGGAGCGCUUAAUUAGAUGUGGUGUACCACAAGGUUCUAUUUUAGGACCAUUAUUGUUUUUAUUAUACAUCAAUGACUUACCCGAGUGCCUUGAUAAUACAAGACCUCGCCUAUUUGCUAAUGAUACAAGUCUCACAGCUUCUGGAGACUCAAUGACCGAUGUUGAAAUUGCAGUAAAUUCUGAUCUAGAAAAUCUUAGAAACUGGUUGAUGGCCAAUAAACUUAGCUUGAAUGUAGCUAAAACUAAAUUCAUGUUGAUUGGCUCAAAACGAAUGAUAAAAAAUUUUCACCCAAAUAUUAUUAUUGAAAACAAACAAAUUAAACAAGUUUAUGAAUGCAAAACUCUUGGAAUAAUAGUUGACCAGCAUUUAUCUUGGAAAAGUAAUACUGAAAAUAUUUGCAAGAAAAUAACAUCCGGAAUCUCUGCUCUCCGUCGUGUUAAACCUUUUGUUAAUAGAGAUACACUUAUCUCAAUAUAUAAUGCUAUUGUUCGUCCACAUUUCGAUUAUUGUUGUGAAGUGUGGGAUGUGUUUGGUGAAACACAGUCAAAACGACUUCAGAAACUUCAAAAUAGAGCUGCUCGAAUUAUCAUGAGUAUGAGCAACGAUAUAGAUCACACUAUUCACCUAUAAAAGUGGGAUGACAAAUUACAAACUUCGGGACAUUUCCAGUGGUCUUUGUUUACCACAACCUCGAACAAAUAAAAUGAAAAAUAGUUUCAUGUAUAACGGAGCUCACUUAUGUAACUCUAUUCCAAAUGAAAUUAGGGAAAGCUUUGAAAAUAAAAAGUUUUGAAAAUAAAAUUGCUACUCACAUUCUUUAACUAAAAACAAGAUCCUAAGAAACUGAAAACCUAAAAUACUUGUAAAUAUAUAUAUGACUUACUUAUAGUUUAUAUAACUUAGUUGAUAUUAUAGAUUGUAAAUAGCUUUAAAUACCUUAUACUAUAUUUGUAAUUCCUUUUUACACGCCCCCUGUGGAAAUCAGCCUCGGUUGACAGGGUUAGCGUGGAUAAAUAAAGUUUUUCUACCUAUCUAUCUACACCCUGCAAUACUCUGUAUAUGAUUUAAGAACUGUUUCUGAUAAAAUUCUUCUCAUGUUUUAAUCGAAGUACUUCAUGAAUGUGGCUCAUACCCUGCAAUACUCUGUAUAUGAUUUAAGAACUGUCUCUGAUAAAAUUCUUUCUGAUAAAAUUCUUCUCAUGUUUUAAGCGAAAUACUUCGUGAAUGUGGUUCACACCCUGCAAUACUCUGUAUAUGAUUUAAGAACUGUCUCUGAUAAAAUUCUUCUCAUGUUUUAAGCGAAAUACUUCAUGAAUGUGGCUCACACCCUGCAAUACUCUGUAUAUGAUUUAAGAACUGUCUCUGAUAAAAUUCUUCUCAUGUUUUAAACGAAAUACUUCAUGAAUGUGGCUCACACCCUGCAAUACUCUGUAUAUGAUUUAAGAACAGUCUCUGAUAAAAUUCUUCUCAUGUUUUAAACGAAAUACUUCAUGAAUGUGGCUCACACCCUGCAAUACUCUGUAUAUGAAUUAAGAACUGUCUCUGAUAAAAUUCUUCUCAUGUUUUAAACGAAAUACUUCAUGAAUGUGGCUCACACCCUGCAAUACUCUGUAUAUGAUUUAAGAACUGUCUCUGAUAAAAUUCUUCUCAUGUUUUAAGCGAAGUACUUCAUGAAUGUGGCUCACACCCUGCAAUACUCUGUAUAUGAUUUAAGAACAGUCUCUGAUAAAAUUCUUCUCAUGUUUUAAGCGAAAUACUUCUUGAAUGUGGUUCACACCCUGGAAUACUCUGUAUAUGAUUUAAGAACUGUCUCUGAUAAAAUUCUUCUCAUGUUUUAAGCGAAGUGCUCUAGAAGAUGAUUUAGAUGAUUUGGAAUCUGAAGAGGAUGAGGAAGACGAAGAAGAAGAGAAGGUACUGUUUUGCUCAUUUGAUUGA